Molecule: messenger RNA, 2785 nt
Organism: Lytechinus pictus (painted urchin)
Lineage: Eukaryota; Metazoa; Echinodermata; Echinoidea; Temnopleuroida; Toxopneustidae
Product: scavenger receptor cysteine-rich type 1 protein M130-like
Exons: 4
Coding region: 54-890 (278 amino acids)
Cellular component (GO): membrane
Source: RefSeq, a predicted model, not a curated record
AUACAUUUAUAUAUCAUCAUAGUCCUAAAAUUCGAUUACUAUAAGUAUUCAACAUGAAGUGCAUGUGUGGUUUGCUUCCAUGUCUGGUUGUGUGUUUGGUUUAUGUUGGCUUGGUAUGUGCCCAAACGGAACACGUUGAAGGUGAUAUCCGUCUGGUUGAUGGGAUCUCCAAUUCCAACCAAGGUCGAGUGGAGAUUUAUCACAACGGUGUCUGGGGGACGGUCUGUGGCAGAAAUUGGGGUUGGGAGGAGGCUACCGUUGUCUGCAGACAGUUGUACUUGGGGGAGGUCCUGCUCCAGAAGGCGUUUUUCGGCAACGGUUCUGGGCCUAUAUACGUCGGGGCAGACUGUCACGACCAUGACUUCCACAUCGAUGAUUGUCAUGGGUACUGGGAGGAGGUACCCACCACCUGUACACACGAGGAUGAUGUGGCGGUGAUCUGCUACCCAGAGGACCAUGAAGAAGUCGUUGAAGGUUUAACGAUGUGGCAGGAAUUGAUCAUCAUAAUCGCAUUUGGAAUCUCCUUCAUGCUUUUUCUUAAAAUGGUCAAGUUUGUAGAAGAUAGCAAGGUUGAUGUUGUCGGUGAUGACAUUGCUCUGAAAGAAAUAAAGACUGAUGACCAUCCAUACGCCGCUAGCCAACAUGUUAGUACAGCUGACGAGUGUCAUGACCCAGCUGAUACAGAGGCUGCAUCAGCAAGUAAACAGGUAGACUCCGCAAGUAAAAGUGAUGACACAACGAGUGCACUUGAGGUCACUGCGAGCGAGAACGAUGUCAACAAAAAGGAACUAGAUGUCAGUGACAAUGAGACUGAAGGAGUACAGAAGCAUAUUUUAAGAGAUAAACCCAACAUCCAAAGUGCAGAUGUUUCUGUUCAGACUGUAGAGUGACUUUUUUUUGUUAUGUGUUUGUUUUGAUUUGAAAGUAUUAAAAUUCGAUUUUUUUUUUUUCCAAUUCAAUUUUAAUACUUUCAACUUUGUUCAAAAGACACACACUAAACUGUGUCGCUUUAAAAUUCUAACAACCAGUGAACACAACAUAUUUCAAAUAUAUGUAUUACCAAUACCACCAUCACUAUUUUCAUUAUUUUCAUCCUCAUCACCAUAAGAGGUGUUGUGUCUCAGUGGAUAAUCUCCAGACUUUGAACCACAAGGUCCGGGGUUCAAUCCCCCUGCAGCACUCGAGUCUUUUGGCAAGGCAUUUAUCUACAUUUGCAACACUCUGCCUAGUCUAGUAAAUGGGUACUCGGUAGGAAGAAAUUCCUUGAAUGCUACAGUGUCGGAUCAGGGUAGCUGUGCUAAAGCCGGAGUAAAUCAUGUAGUAUGGCGUGCUUAGAAUCAUUGUAUUAAGCACUAUAUCAACGUUGCAUAUUAUCAUUAUCGUGAUUUAUAUCAUCAUCAUCAUCAUGCUUUUAGUAUCAUCUUCAUUCAACAUUAUUGUUAUAAGAUGUGAUCAAGUGGAUAUUUCACCAGAACAUAGAUCACAGAGUUUAAGGUUCUUAUCGCACUGAAGCGGUGUCCUUUGCCUUGACAUUAAUCUAUGCACCCAAGCUUAACCCAGGUGGGUGUUUCACAAAACUGUUCGUAAGAGCAGCUUUACUAACAACCGGUGAUUUUUUUUCUUGUGGUAAGUGAUACACUCUGGAUUUAAAUUGGCGUUGAUUUACGUCACAAGAAAGGGUCACCAGUCGUUCGUAACUUACGAACAGCUUUAUGAAACAGCUACCAGGUGACUUAAAAUGAGUACCUUCAAGAAUUUGUUCUUUGAAAUGAAGUGCGUUCUUGGCAGCUAUUCUAUAGCUGUGGUUAUGAUCGUGGAGAGCAAAAUGUGUCCUAUAUGACAGACAUACUAACUUUAGAAGCUCCCUGUCUGAUUUUUUGUUAUUAUUGAAUAAUUGUUAUUACGAAAAUCAUCUUCACUACCAGCACUACCAUUAUUAUAGACCUUGCCAUCAUCAUAUUUUUUUAUGUAAUAGCUACAUGUCGUUAAAUUAUUACAUGGAUUUGCUCAGACAUAGAUUUACUUUCAUUUGUAUUUGAACCCAUAUUGUUCUAUUCACUAAUAUCAUGAAUGCAGAAUAAUGAGAUCAAAGUACAGAAAGCAUCAAUAAAUUUGGCACAUUUUAUUUCCUAUACAUAAAAUAUAAAAAUUUAUUGAUAUAAUACCUAAUCUCAUCAACACUGGAGUUUUUGAAAGGAUUCAAUGUAUUCAAAUAAAGUUAUUCUGUCCAUGAAUUAAAACAAAAUAAAUUAAAUUUGGUUGAAGCAAAAGCAGUUUAAUACUGCUUUGUCUAAGUUUAAGUCUGCUUAAAGUAAUACUCACAUGUCCAACAUGUUUACUUUCUUCUGUCUUUGGCAUGUGACAUAAAUAUCAUGCAUUUCAUGAUUACUAAAUGUUCCUUUUAUUACCUGUGAUUGCUGGAUUUCAAAGCCACAAAUCAAUGAGCACAUUCCCCACUCCUUGGGGAGUAUUCCUACUGUUUUGUACCAUUCAAGUGUGUUUCUAAAUGUCUGUAAAAAGGCAGUAUUGGUACUUCCAACCAUGGUCUGACUAGACUAAACCCUGUUUGAAGCAAGUCGAGUGUCUAACGAAACAUGUCACUGAUUUCACCGACAAACUUGCUCUUAGCCAAUCAGAAGCAAGGAUUUCAGUAGCUAAUAAAUAAUAAUCUGUGAAAGUCACAUCUUACAGAUGAUGGUUGAUAUAGAAGUUUACAAUCUUAUCACUCUCAAAGAUGUCUAUAAAUGUCUGAAUAGAGUCUGUAUUUACAGACUACUCAUCUUCC